Messenger RNA from Drosophila serrata, 1208 nucleotides. RefSeq names its product Tetraspanin 33B (gene Tsp33B). Lineage: Eukaryota; Metazoa; Arthropoda; Insecta; Diptera; Drosophilidae. The record is from RefSeq and is a predicted model, not a curated record. Gene Ontology annotation, cellular component: membrane.
UGAAUUUAUUGGGAGGCUGUGCGAUCAGCGUCAAUCCAAAUGAGAUUCGAAUUUAGAGCGAACACGUUGGACGACUAGCUAAACUUUGUGCCGAUGUUGACGACGAUGACCAAAUGCAACAGCCCUUCCGCCGAGCCCACGUCUACAUCACCCUGCUGUUGAUAACAGAGGCUUUGAUCGGUGUGUUUAUCCUGGCGGCGACUGGCUAUUACCACAAGCUGUUAACGGGCUACUUGUCGGGGAUCGAGUGCCGUCUGGUCUACGGCUACCUGUUUGUGUACAUGUUCGGUGCCCAGUUGGCGGUGAUCUUCUGCAGCAUUCUGAUGUGGCGGCGACUAUGGAAGCGCCGCUGCACGCCCAAUCGCCUGCUCUUGGAUGUAUGGCUCUUCUACUCGUGCGUUAUCAUUGCAGCGGGUUGGUGCGUAUGGAUCAUUUACCGGGGCGUUGAUGUGCUGGAGAAUGCAGCAGAGACGGCUCUUGCUCGGGGAAUAGAUAUGUACUACUCGUCUCCGGAGUGGAAGCUCCUUUGGGAUGGCUUGCAAUGGGACAAGGAGUGCUGCGGCGUUCAUACCUAUAGGGAUUGGGCGAACGCAGAUUGGAUGCCGCGACGGGAUGCAAACAGUUCGUUUUCGAUCCUGGCACCCUAUACAUGCUGCAAGCGAUCCUGCGAGAACUGCUUUAACUACGUACCGGGUAAGGGUCACACCUUCGUCACCGGCCGGCAAAAGCAAUUGACUGUGGACUCUAUCAAUAUGAAUGGGUGUCUGCCGGUGUUUGGACGGGCGGUGUGGAGUUACUUGUAUAUCCUGCUGGGAUUCUGGGUUUUGGCUUUAAAGUUUCUGAUCACACUUUGCUGUUUGACCAAGUACAUACUCACACGGCAGAAUAUGGGCGAUGGCUGCUAUAACAGUGGUCUUACCGAUGAUGAUGGAUAUCCGCUGUCGUAGUGGUUGAAAUAUCCUCCCAAUGUGCGCUGUGUGACAAUUAGCGAGGAAGAUCUCGCCUCCGAUAAUGGCCCAGAUGUGAAGUAUUGCAAUUGCAGCGAAAUGGACGAUGAACAAUGUGGUUAUUAAGCUGUUCUUAUAUUAAUUUCGUUAUUAUUUAUAUUUUUUAUAUUAAUUUCGAUUCCUCCAACCACGUGCGAAUCUUGUUAAGAAAAUGAUGGGGUUACACUGGCAACGUUUAUGCGUUUAAAUAAUUUUGAGAUC